UGUGRAGCACAGCAGAGCAGGAGCAGAGCAGACAGGCGUACAGGAAGGACAGCGUUUAUUCAUUCACCAGAGGAGCACGCGUCUCCCUCUCUGUGUACGGCUGUGUAUUGUUAUUCUUAUUUUUUAUUUUUUUAUUUUUUUUAUUUUCCCAGAGUUCCACAAACUGAGCGUUUCCUCUAGGAGCUGCAUUCCUGACAGCAUCCAGAAUACUGUAUCCGAGGAGCAAGAUUUUUAUUUUUUAUUUUUAAUUGUUUAUUUUUAUUACCUUAAAGACAGUCUGCGUGUCGUGAAGACACUUGUGUUUAACCCCGUUCCCCCCAGAGACGCACACAAGGCGCACCGACUCUUCCUCUGGCAGGUCCACCUGGAUAGCUUCAAUAAUAAGAAGGGGGUCCGGUUCGGUUCGGUCAGGAGUCCAGAGAGGGGAGACGGAGAGGAGAAAAAUAACGCAGAGGACCGAGGAAAGAAGAAAGAAAACGGCAGGAUGAAGCUGAAGAGUAAUUUGAUUUUCACCCUCUACACUGUUUACGGGAUUCUUCUGAAAGUGAUGGCUUCAAAAGGCAAAGUUAGAGGUAUCAGCGGUCAGUAUCCCCUGGUUCAAAAUGUGACCGUGACAGAGGGCGGAACAGCGAACAUGACCUGCCGUGUGGAGUUUAAUGACAAUACCUCCCUCCAGUGGUCAAACCCAGCACAGCAGACACUGUUUUUUGGGGACAAGAAAGCUUUAAGGGACAACAGGAUUGAGCUUGUGCGUGCGUCGUCGUCAGAGUUGACCAUCAGCAUCAUUGAUGUCUCACUGUCAGACGAAGGCUUUUACACCUGCUCUCUUUUCACCAUGCCUGUCAGAACAGCCAAAGCUUACCUCACUGUUCUAGGUGUGCCAGAAAAGCCAGAGAUCAACGGCCUGACAAAGCCAGCCAUGGAGGGGGACCACAUCACUCUGACCUGCAUCACACAAGGCAGCAAGCCGGCCGCUGACCUGCGCUGGUUCAGGAACGAAAAGGAAGUCAAAGGUGCCAAAGAGGUGAAUGCAAGUGGGAAGACAUUUACAGUGCGAAGCUCUCUGCAGCUGCACGUGGACAGAAAUGAUGAUGGAGUGGCCUACACCUGCAGAGUGGACCAUGUGGCACUCGCACAGGCACCACAGCAAGCCACCGAAGUGUUGGAGGUCCACUACGCACCACGUGUGGAGAUCAUAAACUCCAUUGCACUCCCUCAGGAGGGACAGUAUUUAAAGCUGGAGUGUGUGUCCAGAGGAAACCCCUCGCCUGAUCCGGUGAUGUGGACAAAGGARGGAGGUGAACUUCCUGACCUGGACAGAAUAAUUGUUGAGGGYCGGGAGCUCACCUUUACUUCACUCAACAAGACAGACAAUGGCACCUACCGCUGUGAAGCUAGCAACCACCUAGGGACCAGCYGUGCUGAAUUUGUACUCUACGUCUAUGACGCCCCCACCACCCUGCCUCCAUCCACCACUCCCCCCCUACAUCCCAUCCCUCCAGAUCCUACUAUUCAGUUAAGCACCCACGCCUCAGACCCCACAGUCACUGGCAGCAGAG
This is a messenger RNA of Austrofundulus limnaeus, 1559 nucleotides long. It is a transcript of the gene cadm2a, whose product is annotated as cell adhesion molecule 2a. Gene Ontology annotation, biological process: homophilic cell-cell adhesion. NCBI's taxonomy places the organism in Eukaryota, Metazoa, Chordata, Actinopteri, Cyprinodontiformes, Rivulidae. The record is from RefSeq and is a predicted model, not a curated record.